GUUGCACCCACACUGCUCCUCCACGUUUCGUCAUCACUGUGUUCUGCAGCGGUCCUAUAAACAGCUGCCUUGCCGACCUGCAGACAGUGAGCGUGUCGUGCAGAGACAUGGACAUGAGGACACACUGAGUGCAGAUGACUGAGCCGCGGACCGUCAGGGCAUUCCUGUGAUAGGGACAACUGAUGCACCGGAUCAACAUAUCAAACACUCACAUCUGACAUAUUAUCACUAACACCCGUUAAAGAACUAAGAAAACAGUUUGCCAGUUGCCAGUGCGCAUUUUGGCCCUCGUGGCAACGGAAGGAUCUAUGCUUUUGUUUUUUAAAUCAUUUUGCAUUGAUUUCAGUCAUUAUUGAUUUACCCAUGCCACAAGACAGGGCAGGAUUAUAAUUAUCUCUUGGAUGUAAAAGUCAUCGAUUUUCCUACUCAUCAACACCAAACUUUUCUUUACACGUCUGGAAAUUGCGCGCGGAGAUGGCGCAAAGGUACGAUGAGCUGGCUCUUUACGGAGGCGCGAUGGACGGAGUCGGAGUCCCCACCUCCAUGUACGGAGACCCGCAUGCCCCCCGGCCCCUGCCCCAAGUCCACCACCUGAACCACGGGCCGCCUCCGCAUCCGACGCAGCACUAUGGAGCCCAUGCGCCGCACAACAUCAUGCCAAGCAGUAUGGGCAGCGCCGUCAGCGAUGCACUAAAGAGAGACAAGGACCAAAUCUACGGCCACCCUUUAUUUCCACUGUUGGCUCUGGUGUUUGAGAAGUGCGAGCUGGCAACCUGCACGCCCAGGGAGCCCGGGGUUGCGGGAGGAGACGUUUGCUCCUCUGACUCCUUCAAUGAAGACAUAGCCGUAUUUGCAAAACAGAUCCGUGCAGAGAAACCUUUAUUUUCUUCCAACCCAGAGCUAGAUAACUUGAUGAUUCAAGCGAUUCAAGUCCUACGAUUUCAUCUCCUGGAAUUAGAAAAGGUUCAUGAGCUCUGUGAUAACUUCUGCCAUCGGUACAUCAGCUGUUUAAAAGGCAAAAUGCCUAUUGACCUGGUCAUAGAGGACCGAGACAUCUGCAAGUCGGACUUCGACGACCUCUCCGGGUCCUCCACCAACCUUGCAGAUCAUAACCCCACAUCCUGGAGAGACAUGGAUGACACCCACUCCAUGCCCUCUGUGGGCACCCCGGGACCGUCCAGCGGAGGACAUGUCUCUCAGAGUGGCGAUAACGCCAGUGAACUUGGAGAUGCCCUCGACAACAGCCUGGCAUCACCAGGCACAGGCGACGAGGAUGACCAAGACAAGAAAAGGCAGAAGAAACGAGGCAUUUUCCCGAAAGUAGCAACAAAUAUAAUGAGAGCAUGGCUCUUCCAGCACCUAACGCACCCGUAUCCCUCAGAGGAACAGAAAAAGCAGCUAGCACAAGACACAGGCCUCACCAUUCUUCAAGUGAACAACUGGUUUAUCAAUGCAAGGAGAAGAAUAGUCCAGCCUAUGAUUGACCAGUCCAACAGAGCAGUGAGUCAGGGAACAGCUUACAGUCCGGAUGGCCAGCCAAUGGGAGGAUUUGUUCUUGAUGGGCAGCAGCACAUGGGUCUCCGGCCUGGAGGGCCAAUGGGUAGCAUGGGCAUGAACAUGGGCAUGGAUGGGAAUUGGCACUACAUGUAAAUCCACUUCACUGAAGCAAGCCU
Etheostoma spectabile (orangethroat darter) is the source of this 1673-nucleotide messenger RNA. It is a transcript of the gene meis2b, whose product is annotated as Meis homeobox 2b. Lineage: Eukaryota; Metazoa; Chordata; Actinopteri; Perciformes; Percidae. The coding region runs from base 475 to 1650 and encodes 391 amino acids. The transcript has 12 exons. The record is from RefSeq and is a predicted model, not a curated record. Gene Ontology annotation, biological process: regulation of DNA-templated transcription. Gene Ontology annotation, molecular function: DNA binding.